Molecule: messenger RNA, 2215 nt
Organism: Galleria mellonella (greater wax moth)
Lineage: Eukaryota; Metazoa; Arthropoda; Insecta; Lepidoptera; Pyralidae
Gene: RunxB
Product: runt-related transcription factor 3-like
Exons: 6
Coding region: 305-1552 (415 amino acids)
Biological process (GO): regulation of DNA-templated transcription
Cellular component (GO): nucleus
Molecular function (GO): DNA-binding transcription factor activity, RNA polymerase II-specific; RNA polymerase II cis-regulatory region sequence-specific DNA binding; ATP binding
Source: RefSeq, a predicted model, not a curated record
UAUAUUCUUUUCUGACCUCAUUUACGUUUUUGUUUGAAUAAUUUUAAUUUAGGCGAUUGUAUAAUAAUUGCAUUUAACGAAAUUACGUUUGUUACAUUGUAAAUAUGCCGCGAAAGUGUUCUAAUAACCCGGACAGUUUUUGAUCUGAAUUGAAAAUGUCAUCACAAUUGGAAUCAAGAUCGACAAAGUUACAAACAUGUAAUAAGUUCGAUACGAGUUGUUAUCUCGUAGUAAAAGUUAUGUGACGGUGCUAACAUCUAUUGAAACUGUAACGGUUAAAUGAUAAACUGUGUAGACUUGGACGAUGCACUUGUCGAGUGAAGUGAGUUCGACGACUAACGGGCUAGGUCAUGAGGCACCGUCGUCGAGCUAUAGCGGUCUGCCAAGUCAGCCACUCACGGCUGAGCUGCUGGCUGAGAGAACCCUGGAAGGGUUACUAGCUGAUCAUCCUGGGGAGUUAGUUAAGACUGGAAGUCCACAUGUUGUUUGCACAGUACUCCCACCACACUGGCGUUCGAAUAAAACGUUGCCUGUGGCAUUCAAAGUGGUGGCACUGGGUGACGUUGGGGACGGCACGCUAGUCACAGUCAGAGCUGGCAAUGAUGAGAAUUGUUCCGCGGAAUUAAGAAAUUGCACAGCGGUCAUGAAAAACCAAGUGGCAAAGUUCAAUGAUUUGAGGUUCGUCGGUAGAAGCGGAAGAGGUAAAUCGUUCACACUAACGAUAAUGUUGGCGACAUCCCCACCACAAGUGGCGACUUAUCAGAAGGCGAUCAAAGUGACUGUGGAUGGGCCCAGGGAGCCUCGAUCAAAGACACGCCAUCAUGGCUUCCAUCCCUUCCACUUCGGGCCGAGGUUCGCGCCUGAUCCUCUCAUGGGGUCUCUACCUUUUAAAUUAUCAGGUAUAGCACAUCAGUUGGCCGGCUUGCCGGGUGGUGAAUGGGGUGCGUUAGCUCGGCAUUAUCCCCCGCCACUGCUACCCACGCAUGCGCACUUCACGCCGCAUGUUCUUCCGCCUACGCACACGCAGUCACAACACGUUCCACCACCACCUAUCGAUACAGAUACAACGUCAGAAAAUCCAAUAACAAUGCUCGCACACAGCACAACGAGUCCUGUGAACUCCCGUCCGAGUUCACCGCAAGACGACGACAUAUCUGUUACCGCUUCGAGCAGCCCACCACCCGACGACCGUCCAGGAGCCUUCACCUCCGUAACUCGAACCAGAAAACCACUGCAACCGCUGCCAGCGCCAUCCAGUCUCUUCCAUAGCGCUUUAGCAGCACAACUAUUUCUUAAUUCACCACUACUUCCAACACCUCCAGCGUGGCUCUAUUCUCAGCUUUAUGGCGGAUAUGAUUGGUGGUUGAGACCACCUGCGCCACAAGAAGAUUCCAAUUCGAGCCCUGACAGAGAGGAGGAAGGGUCAACGCCCUCAGGCACAGGAAAGAAAAGACCGGCGUCUCCAGAAUGGACCGAUCAAGGAGUUAGGACUCGCAGUAAAUCUCUUAUUACCUCAGAUAGACGACCAGUGGAUGUUUGGCGUCCUUAUUAAUCGAAUUUAAAUAGAUAUUUGUCGGCUAUUACGAGUCUUUACAAGUAAUAUGUGCAGAUGAGUAAUAUUCAGAGAGUAUAUCAGAAUGACAUUUACUCUACGGGAAAAAUUCUUUUUAUGUAUGCUUUGUAAGCUCAGGUCUCUAAGUUCGACAGGAAAUAAUUCUCAGUUGUGCAACUACACGGCUUCCACAAAAGGAAAUUUUGUCCACGAAUAAAUUUAACCAUCGUUUGUGCAGAUCUGAAUUGUGGCAAGGACACAUUUUUUGGUGUUUCGCUUGUUUACCGUCCGAUUGUGUGAAAUGGACACGUUUGUGAAAAUGGACGAGUUAGUGUUAGUGUCGUAUAAAACUUGGCCAGUGCGGCUUUUAAUACCGUUUAAAAAAAUAUCCAACUUUGACGUACCGAAUUGUCUCUGAAGUUGCCCGCUCUGAAAGAUGUUAAUAGAUGUUAAUGCGUCCAUCGAUCAUUUUAAUGUUGGAUUGCUAGUACGAUUGUUGUGUGGUCCACGUUUUAUGUCAAAAACGAAUUCGAUAACAUAGCGUUUAUUGUCGAUAGGUGUUUUUACGUUAGUUAAAUGAAUGUGAAUCUCAAAUGGUAAUGUUUAAAGAAAUUGUUGACUGUAUUAUAAGAUAAUGCAAAAUCUGUAAAUAAAGUUAUCGAU